AUGUACGUCUCUUCGCCUUUUAAUUUCUUCCUUAAAGCUUCUUUGCCCGAAAAAAAAGUCGUUCCAAUUCUGAUCGGUAGUUUCCGAGAUAUUGGGCCUCAAAGUUUCCAAAAUCUGACUCACACUUUUCCACCUGUUUAUCAUUGUUUAGCUACAGCCAUUCUCGCCGUUACAAUCGCAGUUUUAUUAUCACUACAUUCAUACAAUUGUAACCAUAAUAACAACAACAAUAAUAAUAAUAAUCACGUGACAAUCACGUGGUGCAUCACGAGGUAUAUUACGUCAUCGUACGUCAUAAUAUUUGCCGCGGUAAUUGUGAUGUUGGUGUUGCUAGAUGCAUUCGUAAACGGAUGCCACUACGAUUACAUGAAUGAAUCACGACAGAGAAAAGAUGGAAUGUUAAGGAAAAAAUCUUUCAACAAGUGGUUACUCUACAACAUGCUACCGAAGCGAGUGGCUCGGCACUACUUCAACAUCUUCAGAAGCGGCAACAACUUGAAAUUAACUGAGGAUCUGUAUAGCGAGGACUGCAGCAGGGCGUGUGUCCUAUUUGCAACAGUUUUCAAUUUCUUUGACACAUUUUACGUUGAAGACUUCAAAGAGGGCAUUGAAUGUCUGAGAGUUCUCAAUGAAAUCAUUUGUGAUUUUGAUGAAUUGAUUAUCGAGAACAAAAGGUUCCAGAAGUACAUCGAGAAGAUUAAAACAACUGGCUCAACGUAUAUGGCUGUUUCCGAUUUGAGAAGAAAUGAUGACGACGACGAUGAUGAUGACGAUGAUGGUGAUGUUAAAAGUUCGAAAGGCUCAGAUAACAACAACAUCAACAACAAUAUUAAUAACAACAAUAAUAAUAAUAAUAACGACGGUGACGAUGAUGAUUAUGUGUUGGUUAUGGCUGAAUUCGCCUGCUCAAUUUUGCAGAGGUUGCAAGACUUCAACAAACAUUCCUUCAAUAACUCCCAAAUGAGGAUAGCGGGGGUCAUAGGGAUGAGUCGCCCCCAGUUCGACGUCUGGGGAAAUACCGUGAAUGUGGCAAGUCGUAUGGAAAGCUGUGGAGUGGCCGGCCGUUUUUGGAUGACCGGGGAAGUGUACAACAUCCUUUCACGUCACAACUACAAUCUGACCUGCCGUGGAAACAUCGAGGUCAAGGGGAAAGGUCAAAUAAUGACCUACUUACUGGAUAACCGAACGUGA
Messenger RNA from Helobdella robusta, 1191 nucleotides. RefSeq lists its product as hypothetical. The transcript has 7 exons. The record is from RefSeq and is a predicted model, not a curated record. Gene Ontology annotation, biological process: intracellular signal transduction; cAMP biosynthetic process; adenylate cyclase-activating G protein-coupled receptor signaling pathway. Gene Ontology annotation, molecular function: adenylate cyclase activity. NCBI's taxonomy places the organism in Eukaryota, Metazoa, Annelida, Clitellata, Rhynchobdellida, Glossiphoniidae. The coding region runs from base 1 to 1191 and encodes 396 amino acids.